Messenger RNA from Phyllopteryx taeniolatus (common seadragon), 1946 nucleotides. RefSeq lists its product as uncharacterized. The transcript is spliced from 3 exons. NCBI's taxonomy places the organism in Eukaryota, Metazoa, Chordata, Actinopteri, Syngnathiformes, Syngnathidae. Bases 1 to 864 code for a protein of 287 amino acids. The record is from RefSeq and is a predicted model, not a curated record.
AUGACUGAUUCUAACGUUAAUAAAUACAACCAAAAAAAAAAAAGACACUAUUUUAUUGUUAAGGAUCUGAGCGGAAGUACUGUGCGUGCAUGUGCGCGUGCGUGGUUACGUGCGUGGCGCCACGUCGGCAGAAGUGCAGAAGAAGACGCGAGGGAGAGGAGAAAAAGAAGGCGAAGAAGAAGAGCAAAAGACGAAGAAGAAGAAGAGCAGCGGCGGUGUUGGUGGUUCGUGCGUGGCGCUGCCAGCGAAGCGAAGCGAACCUGCGGGAAGAGAAGACGCCCUGACGCCCAGACGUGCCACGUUGAUGUGCUCCGGAGAGGCCCGAGCAGCAGCGCAAAGCAGGCCGGCCACGGUGAGCCGCUUCCGGCUUGGAGCUCGUCGUUCGUCCCGGGGGCUCGAGAGCGUCGGAGGCUGCACGACAAGCUGGUUUCAAGUUUCAAGUCUCAAGUUUCAAGUUUGCGCUGCGACAAAAGCACAAUGGUCAAGAAUGUGAAUAACGUCAACGCGGAGCCCCAGCCCGGGACCACCCUGGCCUCGGACCCGACGGAGCCCGCCUGCAGUGAGCCCGCAGGGGACUCGUCCAAGGACCACGCGGCGGCGGCGCAGCCCGGCGUGGUGUGGCGGGUCACCGGCGGCCUUUUCAACGUCACCAAGGGCGUGGUGGGCGCGGCCGUGGGCGGCGUGGCCUGGGUGGGCGGCAAGAGCCUGGAGAUCACCAAGUCGGCCGUGACCGCCGUGCCCGCCGCCGGCGUGGGCCUCGUGAAGGGCGGCGUGGCGGCCGUGGCGGGCGGCGUGUCCUCUGUGGGCUCCACGGUGGCCAACAAGGUGCCCUUCGCCGCCAAGAGGAAGGACAAGGCGGAGUGAGGGCGACCGCCGAUCAAACUUUUCCAAGGGGUCCGAGUGAUGCGUCUUCCUUCCGACGCAUCAGAUGUUCAAUACGCAAAACGUGUACCAUCGUCAACUUGACGCCAGGUGGCUCGCACAGACGGGAAUCCACGACCGGGUGGCUGUGUUGAUCCAUUUUGUGUGUUUGCGAUGUUGACUGUUCUCCGCAGCCCACGCGCAAUCCAACAUUUUCAUGUGUUCCCCCCCCCCCCCCCCCCAAUUUGUUUUGUUUGCUUUGUCCGGUUCAAAAGUCAUUCGCAAUUUCACGCUCAGGAAGCGCCUCGUGUCCCAACGACCGAGGAGUAUUUGGGCCACGCUUGACGAGGAAAUAAAUGCAAGUAGGAAUAGUCAACUUGCAAGAGACACUAAGACCUUUUUUUCUCCCAAAAAUUUAUUGAGAAAAUAAUCUUUGUAAAAACAUCUGGAGGUUUACCUUUUAUCCUGGGGAGGAAAAAAAAAAACUUUUUUUUUUUUUUUUUUUUUUAUUUUUUUUUUACCCCUGAAAAAUAAACCUUUAACACUUAUCGAAAAAAUGUUAACAUGCAGCAACUUAAAUUACAUUUUUUCUUGAAAAAGUUCAACUUGUCUCAACAAAAACAUUUGACCUUAUUCUCAUUACAUUCCACCAUUAUGCUGUUUUUUUUGCCUUCUUUUUUUAGUAUAGGGCUUAAUACGUCUUUGUACACAACUGUCUUGUUUGUUUAAAGAAAACUCUAUACGAAGCUGUACACUCCAGAAAUGGACAAUUCCAGAGGUGUGUUUUUGUUUUUUUGUUGUUUUCCACAUUAGAUCGGGGAAAAAAAGAGAGAAAAAAAAAAAAAAAGAGAGUGAGAGAGAAGUAAAAGUGCCUGAUCGGUCAGUACAAUCUGAAGUGUAAUCUCGUAUUCAUCAAGUGUGCUGUCUGUUGACGUUUUGUACGUCAUUUCAAGGCGGCGGCGGUGGCGCGACACUGGGAGUGAGCUGGCUGGAGUUGUUGCUCUCGACACUCAAGUGUGGGAAUUUGUGAAUCUUUAGUGUUUUUUUUUCAAUAUAUCAAUAAAGUAGUUUUGAAAGGAAAUACA